AUGAGCGAUAUUGACGACGGUGAUUCACUCACUGGAAACCAGAAUAUCAUAGAUAAAGCAACUAUCGAUGGAGCAAAUGAUUUGCUGAAUGUUCUCGAGCAAUCUCACAGAAGCGAUCUUUCGUUACACCUGUACUCUUCAUAUUUAUUGAAACAUCUUCUGUACAAAGCAAAUGAGAAAAAGCAUUGGCUCGAAAUUGACCAAUUUGUUAGAACACAGAUCAAGAACAACUGGACUAGCUGGCCAAGUCCAAAGACUGUCAUCAGUCCCGGAACUGAUCUUCUUUAUGAGGAUAUUGUUGUGGCAGGACAACAUGAACGAAAACAAGAGCAAGACUAUGCGCAGGGAACUAUUAAGCCCGGUGAAGUCUCACACCGGGCAUUAAUUCAUUCCAAAAACAUGCUGAGAUUGGAACUGGAUUCAUACUGGCAGCAUUGCUUUGUUCAAUCUUCUGCAAAAUCGGGUGAAGUAUUGGACAUCGACAAGAUGUUCAUACCAAAAUCGGUAAGCGAUGAAGUAAUAAAUAAGAUCGAUUCUCUGUUGAGUGGUCUGCAUAGUAGGAUGGCACAAAUGAACAAAAUCGAGAUUCGGCAAGAUCAGGUAUCGCAUAAUGUUACUAUCACUCAAGCCCAAAACGAAACAGUCAAAGUUAAAAAGAUUCCCAAACUGACGUAUCGCGAUAUUAUCAGCCAAGGAUGCGAAAUGGGUGAGGAUAUGGUGGAGAUUUAUAUGAAAUCGCUCGAAUUAUAUAAUGAUUUUCCGUCGAAACUGAAAAAAAACCAGUAUAAACUGCCAAAAUCAGUGCUUAGAAAAUAUGGACCGGCGAAGAAGGGAAAGUCAGGCAUUCAUAAACUAAUGCGGUCAAGAGAGCAAUUUUUGGAUGUCUAUAAGCUUUUGCAGGAUAAGAGAUUAUCUGCUCAGGAUAAGGCCGCUUUAAAGAAGCUGUCGAAUAGUGUUACAGAAAAUGCCAUCGACAAAAAGACAUUUUUUAAAAUCAAGGGAUUUCCUACUGAUGAACAUACAGAGGAUCUCUAUGAGUUAGACGAUUGUUUAGCCAAAGUACCUACCUAG
Molecule: messenger RNA, 1071 nt
Organism: Zygotorulaspora mrakii
Lineage: Eukaryota; Fungi; Ascomycota; Saccharomycetes; Saccharomycetales; Saccharomycetaceae
Gene: RRN9
Product: Rrn9p
Exons: 1
Coding region: 1-1071 (356 amino acids)
Source: RefSeq, a predicted model, not a curated record